AUGAAAUCAGUCUAUUUGCUCUUCCUCUUGGUUACCCUUCUCGCCGUAAUUUCUACGCCAGCCAAUGCCUCCCCUCUUGAAAAAAAAAGGAAUGCACCCUGCUGUCCUGUUGUUGUAUGUGAGUUUAAAAAAAAUGACAACCCCAAUAUAUCGCCCCCAGUCACCAACCCCAAUUAUUACGGCAACACUUUCGACGGUUUUCUCGCAUUCUUGGGGACACCUAAAAACACUUUGCAAGUCGGUGGCUGGAUUGAUAUUCGCGGCGUAACCAACAAAAUAUUUAAAACUGAUUCAGGCUAUGAUAUUCACGUGGCACCAUGCGGAACAGCCAAUACCCCACCUGAACCCCACCUUACCCCCGGCGACCCUGCCACCAUCGACUUUGACAAACAGAUGUUCGGCCAUUCAAUUCUCCUAACUAUCGAUGGAUCAAUCGCCCAAAUUAAAGGCCAAUGUUGCUUUGUCGUGGAAGAGUAUGCCUCACGUGGUCCACUUAGUGGUAGUAAAUCAAUCCCUAGAAAUGAAAGAAUUUUAGGAAUUGCACCAUUAGUAGACAUCGUAACCUGCUGA
This is a messenger RNA of Paraglomus brasilianum, 570 nucleotides long. NCBI's taxonomy places the organism in Eukaryota, Fungi, Glomeromycota, Glomeromycetes, Paraglomerales, Paraglomeraceae. The record is from the annotation of a GenBank genome assembly.